Messenger RNA from Thunnus maccoyii (southern bluefin tuna), 3607 nucleotides. RefSeq names its product claudin-34-like. The record is from RefSeq and is a predicted model, not a curated record. The transcript is spliced from 2 exons. Gene Ontology annotation, cellular component: bicellular tight junction; plasma membrane. Gene Ontology annotation, molecular function: structural molecule activity. The coding region runs from base 859 to 1581 and encodes 240 amino acids. Gene Ontology annotation, biological process: cell adhesion; bicellular tight junction assembly. NCBI's taxonomy places the organism in Eukaryota, Metazoa, Chordata, Actinopteri, Scombriformes, Scombridae.
UGAAUCUUCUGGUUUUGUUGAAGGAAAAACAAAAAGAUUAAUUGUUUUUCAGAAAGCUGAACGCACUAAACCACUGCUAAUUUUAAAAUGGCGCCUAAGUUGUAACGCUUCCAGUCGUCUCAGACUUUUACUACCUUUUUGUUCUGGACUGGACCGAGUGGGAGAAAGCUGAUUUGUUAUUUUAGAAGACUGUUGUUGCGUUAUUGAUUAUUGAUUGUUUUCACUCCGGUCUGAACUCGCACUGCACACAAUCUGUCUCAGUGAUAAAGAGGAUCGCGUGUGUUUUUAACGUGCUUUGGGUUAUAAGUUGUUUGUGAUGACUGUUUCUUUGUGUAGUGCUUCAGCUUGUUGUUUCCUCUGUAGUUUUAUCCGCCUUGCUUUGGUUUUAUUCUUGCCGGUUAGUAACCUCAUGUGUUCUUCGUGUUCCCGUAGCCCUGCUCACCUGUCCUACGUUAGCCUCGUCAGCCUUUCCAUGUGUUCCUCCUAAUUACUUUAUUACCUAAUCAUCAUGUUCCUUCCUUAUUCUGGUCCCAGCUGUGCCGUGUUCUGUGAUUGGUCCCGCUGUGUAAUAUACACCUGUCUGUUCUCCUAGUUGUUUGUCAGAUUGUUGUCUAUGUUUCUGGUGUUGCAGCUUGUUUAAGCUCCUUGUUUCAUGCCAGUUUGUCAACUGACUGCUGAAGUCUACAGGAAGCUGCAGGUAACCCUGGUGACGAGAAAGAGGAAACAACCUGCGAGGUGACGCGAGCAGAAAGAAAAACAAGAGUGAGUGAGUGAGAUGGUGGAUGUGAGAUGACACCUUCAGCCCAGCUUUGAUGUUCUAAUGAAGCCCAGUCUGGUUGGGAUCAGGUCUUCAUCGUCAUGACCUACCUGGCUCACACCGUUCAAGCCCAGCUCGGCGCCCUCUGGCUGGGCUGUGUGGGCUGGACUCUCACCGCUGUGGCCCUCGGACUCAUCCAGUGGAGGAUUUGGCAGGUGUCCGACAGGGAGGUCAUCAGCUCAGGGGUGGCCUGGGUGGGCCUCUGGAGGGUCUGCUUCAACAGCCACGUCCUGGUGACCCCUGGCUUCAGGAUCAUGCAUUGCAAGUACAUCAGUCUGACUGAGGCGUUCACGCCGCCGGAAAUCAUAACAGGUCAGGUUCUCAUGUUCCUGUCUCUGCUUGCGGGGCUUUGCGGGAACGCUGGAGGUGUUUACGCCCUCAGGAACGUCUACUUUGGGAUGGAGAAGACCUCCCCCAUCCGCUUAUUGUUCUUCACCGCUGGGGCGUUGUGUCUGACGGCCGCCGGGAUGUCGUCCAUACCUCUCCUGUGGAACCUGAGCUCAGUGGCGACCAAUCAGACCAUCAAGUUCCCCCCUGAGUUCAAAAUGCCCAAAGCACCUGACUCUCAGCGCGUGGGGAGCGGCAUCUGGGUCGGGUUGGUGGGUUCGGUCCUGAUGGUCGUCUCUGGGGUUAUUUACUGUAGAUACAGGUUACCGGUGAGGACACAGCCCAGUAUUCAGCCAUCUUUGACAGUAGCUCGGGGAGCUUUAACGAGCUCCAGGGGCAAAGAUAACCUGGUGUUUGAGUCUCAUGAACACUUAUGAUCAGUUUGUUUGGUGGUUGAUGACUCAGUGAAUGUGAAAGUGGAGGACUAUGUAAGAUAAGAUGUACAUUUAUUGAUCCUUUGUACAGGAAAUUCAGUUUGACAGAGAAGCACGAGAGGAAAGAAAUAAAUUUCCAUGAAUACAUGUGUGUAGUUGUGCAAGUUGAAAUGUGACGUAUAAAAUCUCCAAAUAAUUGCUGUUGACACAAAAUUUAAUACAAUAUAAUGCUUUAUAAACCAACUUCCGGUUUGAUCUGUUUGCAACAUGGACAAGCAGCUGAUAGAUUUGUAUUUAAUUAUUAACAUUACAGUGACUCAUCUAACUUUAUACUUCGAGGGAGAAUAAAUAAGAUGAUUCAUCUUCAUCACGCGACAACAAGUAAACUUGACGUCAUCAUCUUAGUGCCUCAGAAUAACUUUAAAGUUUACUAUUUUGUUCACUAUAUGUUUUUAUUUUUUAUUUUUAGGGAUGAUGCAGAAAAACCUCAGCUGUAAUUAAGUUAAAGAGUUAAUAAUACGGAUCUAUAGGUCAAUAAAACAGCAACAUUCUCACAAUAACGUCAUUUAAUCUUUUCUCUGCGUAUAAAUACGGUUCUCAAAUCUUUAAUUUACAGCUGCAGUGUUUGUGUGUUAACUGCUUAACAUUUUACGUGUGCACACGUUUUUACAUUUUUGCAAAUAUAUACUGUAGCACACUGUAUGCUAAUUAAAAAUAUGUACUUGUAUGUUAACUGCAGUAAAUACAUUCAUGAUUAUUUUGUGUCAGCAGCAGUUUUCUCACCAGAUUUCAUGACAUUUUGUAUUAAUUACUAUAUUGUAUUAUGUGUAAGUUAAAGGUAAAAGCAGCAUUAUUGAGCCUACAAGAAGAUGGGCUUUGAAUUUUUGUUUCUUAUUUGCACUGAAACAUUGGAUGUUCUUUGUUUUACUGAAUUUGAGCCUUUAACCUUUACAUACUGGUUUUUAUUCUGAGCCAGUUUCCAGUUGACAGCAUCCACAGAUAUCUUAUCAGUCAUUAAUAAAUGGGUGAUUAAUCCAGUGAGACAAUGUUUUCUUUUGGUUUGACACUAUUUGUUUAGAGAGAAAACACACAGUCACACUAUAUUAUGAUCUCAUGUUAUUUAAAUCAUAACAACCAUAAUUAUCUCUAUUAAUUUAUUGAAAGUAAAGGAUGCAACAACAUUUGAAUGGUAGGUUUCAUUAAAACCAUCAAUCAACACUGACCCAGAACACACUCUAUGUGUGGAAAAAGUAAUUAAUUUUCAAAUAUUUCCAUUUUUGUAUAUUCUGGGUCACUGAAGUCAUAAAAUUUCAGACUCUGAGAAUGUAAUAUAGGUUGUUUUUAUUGCUUUCAAAUGUCAAAAUGGGUCAAAUUUGAUCUAAACAGUAUGUAAGGGUUAAAAACGCCUUUAAUUACAGAACUACAUAGAUAAUGUCUGUUAUUUAGUAUACAGAUGCUUCAUUUUGGUCUUCAUUGUUAAACACCUUUAUUAUUAGAAGGUGAAGAAGAGUUUUGUCGUUUACUCUCUUUAUCUAAAGGACUUUGAGCUUCGACCUUUUCAUGACUGCUCACCUGUAAGGCGUCGCUUGUGAAUUACCCCUUUUGUCCUUUGUUGCACCGUAAAUAUUAUCUGGUCUCAUGUGUGGGAGUAAUAAUGAAACUGUUGUGUUAAUUGCAGGUUGUUUACCAGUUUUAUUCCUGCUUAGGAAGCACCUGAGGAGCGGCUUUAAUUGGGUGGAAACGUGCUCAUGUUCUCUGGUGGUUUUUACAUGAUGUAGAACUGAUGUAGCUGAUGAGUAUAACAGGAUUUAACUAUUGUUUUUACAGAUUUUUAUAACAUGCUGUAUAAAUGAAGUGGAUUACUGGAGAAAAUGGGAAGGAAUUGGUUGUUUAGGGAUCAUUUUUAGACAUUCAGAGACAUUUAAAAUAAUUGUGAAUGUUUACAACAUCCAGUAAUGUGUAAUAAUGUAAUAAAUUACCUCAAAAUGUUUUGACUGAUAAAAGUUUCUACAAAUUUUGAGUUGCUAUC